Molecule: messenger RNA, 5382 nt
Organism: Syngnathus acus (greater pipefish)
Lineage: Eukaryota; Metazoa; Chordata; Actinopteri; Syngnathiformes; Syngnathidae
Exons: 10
Coding region: 226-4215 (1329 amino acids)
Biological process (GO): regulation of mRNA splicing, via spliceosome; regulation of cell cycle
Molecular function (GO): RNA binding
Source: RefSeq, a predicted model, not a curated record
CAACGCGCGCAGCACUGCAUGCUGGGAUACCUUCCUAUCAUGGCGGAAGAGUUAGCUGGCUAACGUUGUCGGUACGCGAUUGUUCGGCUUCGCACGUUUUGGAAACUACGACCGCAGCCCUUGAAAAAAAAUCUACUCUUCCGCUUGUGCCUCCAAACUUACACAGGUGACGCUACCACUCUACAUUAAGAGGAUCCUUUACGACAGCACUCGCAUCAGAUCAAAAUGGAGUGUGCAGUGGACAUUCCAACCGGCGAAGAUGAGACAAAGGAAAAAGAUGACGUGAAUUGCACUGAUGGGACUGAACAGCCCCAUAAGAAAAACAAGAAGCACAAAAAGCACAAGAACAAGAAGAAGAAAAAGAAAAGGAAGAAUGAAAAGGAAAGCAGCUCGGAGUCUGGUGCUGACUCUGAUGCCGAGACUUCUCCUCAGAAACCUGUCCGGACUACUAGAGCCAGUGCAAGGCUGGCGGCAAAAACCGGAGAUCUUGCUGAGCAGAAGGAAGAGACAAAAACAGAUUGUGUGGACAAGGAAGGAGACGCAAAAUCUAAAAAACACAAAAGACACGCUGCUAAGAAGAAGAAAAAGAAGAAGAAGAAGGAUGAAAAGAAAUCACAAUCUCGCUCCUCAUCCGAUAGCAGCUCCGGCUCAGGUUCUGAAUCUGAAACGGAAGGCCGUGCAGGGAUGGGUGAUGGCAAAUCUUCUCCGGCGGUAGCAGCUAUCCAGCAUGAGCCAGUGUCACUAAUGUCAACACAGAACGACAAAGGGGAUCAGAAAGAUGUUCCCAAUCUGCUGAAUCCCGAAGCACUUGAAGAGAAGAAGCAGUGCAUAGCCGAAAUGGAUGUUCCGCAAAGUGCAGAGAAGACCACAACCGAUAGUCAAACCAACGGACCAGAAAAAGAUAUCAAAUCCUCAUUGCCUAGCUUGGAUGAGGUCACACAGACAGCACCAGUUCAGAUGAAAGAGGAAGCCAGUCUAGGAGAUGGUACAUUGGGUCACGCCAAUGAACUUCCUGACAUUAUUCCUAAACAGGAAAAUAAUGCACCUAAAGAUGAGCCAGUGCAAAAAGACGAAUCCAGCUUAAUGCAGCAGGCGACAGUAAAAGAGCCAGAUUCACCCAAGCCAGCAUCUCCCCUCCCUAUGAUGGGUCCUGAUAUUAAGCAGUCUGGGUCAAGACAUAGUCGGUCACCAUCACCAAGCCCCCCAAAGCAACAGAAUGAUGAGCAAACAGUAGUGGCAGCGGAAGAACCGCCAGAGAAUCAUUCGAGAUCAGCCUCAAAGGACAAGUCAUCUCCCACCCCUCAAAAAAAUCGUCAGCUCUCGCGCUCCAUCUCUCGCUCUCAGUCUCCUAAACCUAGGAAGAAGUCCCUCUCCCCACGCUCCAAGUCUCCUAAGAGAGCUCGCCGUCGGUCGUUGUCCGGUUCUCGCUCACGUACACCGAGGAGGAAGUCGUUACGGUCACCGCGGAGGUCCAAGACACCAAAACGUCGGAGAAGCUCGUCUUUGUCUCCGAGGCGCCGCCGCAGUUCCCCGUCCACAAAAAGAAGAUCCUCGAGAUCGCCAAAACGCGGGGUACGCAGGUCGCGCUCUUUAUCUCGGUCUCCAAGGAGAAGCCGGAGAUCAAAGUCCCGCUCACGAGGGCGCUUAAGACGCUCCCGCACGCGCUCGCCCAGACGUGGUGGAGCAAGCGGGAGACGGUCGCGAUCUCGCUCUUUUGCCAGGGCCCGUCGCUCCAGAUCCAGGCGCCCUUACCGCCGAUCCAGGUCACGUUCCUUGGCAAAACGGACCGGUGGCAGGCGCUCAAGGAGUCGAUCUUUGUCGCGUCACAGGAGGUCGCCGCCUCCCAGAGCGCGCCGCUCACGCUCCAGAUCGGUCCGCAGAAGCCGGCGGACUCGAUCACGCUCCGUCACAACCUACAAACGGCAGCGGCGCUCUCGAUCAAGGAGUCGCCGCAAACGGACCAAAUCCCGAACGCCCAUUUCUCGCUGGCGCUCCAAAUCCAGGUCUCCGGUCCGAAGGCGUUCUCGUUCCCUGGUCAGAAGGCGUUCUCGUUCCCCUGCCAGGAGAAAGCGCUCUCCGCCGCGGUCUAGCAAACGCUCGAGAUCCCGCUCAUUGCCGAGAAGGCACAGGUCAAAGUCACCUUCGCCAUUACUGAGCAGAAAGAAGUCCAAAUCGCCCAGGAUCAGCGUCAGAAGGUCAAAGUCAAAAUCUGUCUCUGUUGGCUUGCGCAGAUCCAAGUCCAGGUCCCGGUCUGAGUCAAGUAAUAGACCGUCUGAUAGGUCAUCCCAUGCCAGAUCCGCCUCACCCCCUCCUGAGAAGGCGACUUCUUCUCCCCAGGCGGAGCAAGCAUCUCCCGAAAAGAUGGCAUCCCCCGACAACAUGGCAUCCCCCGACAACAUGGCAUCCCCCGAAAAGAUGACAUCUCCAGAAAGGAUGGCAUCUCCAGAAAUUAUGGCUUCUCCAGAAAGGAUGGCGUCACCAGAAAGGAUGGCGUCACCAGAAAGGAUGGCGUCACCAGAAAGGAUGGCGUCACCAGAAAGGAUGGCGUCCCUCGAAAGGAUGGCGUCCCCAGAAAAGAUGGCCUCCCCAGAAAAGAUGGCUUCCCCAGAAAGGAUGGGCUCCCCAGAAAGGAUGGCCUCCCCAGAAAGGAUGGCCUCCACAGAAAGGAUGGCCUCCCCAGAAAGGAUGGCCUCCCCAGAAAGGAUGGCCUCCCCAGAAAGGAUGGCUCCAGUAGCUGAAACCCUUCCCGUCUCAGGUGGCUGGAGGCCUGUGCCCGCACUGGUUGCUUCUAGUUUUCCAGCUGUUACUUCUGUGGAUGAAGUUCAGGAGCUGCCUCAAGCCCCUGCUACCCUCCCUGAAGAAGAGGAAGACGAACAGAGGGAGGAGGACAGCACGUGGCACGAACAGGAUGUUUCGGGGACAGGGCCUGGCUCCCAAGAACCUGCCGAUGAACCGGAGGGAUCGGAAUGUUCUGCAGGCUUAGAUGAAGAAAUGCAAAAUGCUUCCCCACCUGUGAACAUGUUAGAAGAAUCCCAGAAAAGCCCCUCGCACUCGGCGUCUCCAGGAAGGCAGAGCUUAGAGUGCUCGCCCGCACCCGCAGAUCACAGGGAACCUUCCCGCUCAGCUUCACCCCGAAAGAGAUCUCCAGCAAGGAAAAGAGAAUCUGUCUCACCAUCUGAAAAAAAGAAGCGCCGUUCAAAGUCUCGCAGUCCCGGCCGCCGCAGAAAAUCCAGCCCUUCCCGUUCCAGCACACGACGCAAGCGAUCCCGUUCCAAGUCUCGGACCAGGGCGCGCCGAUCCAAGUCCCGUUCUCCAGUCCGCAAGAGGCGCUCCCGCUCGCCCAACGCCAGGGGGAGGAAAAGAUCCAAGUCCGCCGACAGGAACAAACGAUCUCGGAGCCGAUCCGCCGGCCGCAAGAAAAGGUCGAGGUCGGGAGACAGAGGUCGCAGGUCCAGGUCUCGUUCCUCCGACCGAAGACGCCGGUCAAGAUCCAGAGGUCGAGGGAAGCGUCCGGUAUUUCGCAGUCGCUCAUUUGAUAGAAGGGAUAGGUGGAAAAGGGAGCCCAGCCACUCUCCCGUUCUGAUUCUCCGCAAACAGCGGCGCUCAGGGUCGCGCACACGACGCAGCGCCAGCAAGUCGCCUCCGAGGCUCACUGACCUGGAUAAAGACCAGCUACUGGAGAUAGCCAAGGCCAACGCAGCUGCCAUGUGUGCCAAAGCGGGCGUCCCCAUCCCCGAAAGUCUGCGGCCAAAAGCGAUCCUCCAACUUCCCCUGCCAACGCCUUCCGCCGGUCCGCUCUCCCUCCCGCUGCCCUUACCCCUCCCCAUGGGCAUGGGGAUGCCAAAUAUGCCCAACAUGGGUCCAAUGGGGCUGCCCGGUAUUCCAGGAAUGCCCAACAUGUCCAACAUCACCAUGAGUGCCGCCAUGGCAAGUAUGACGGCGGCCACCAUGACGGCCGCCCUCACCAACAUGGGGGCCUUGGCGGCCAUGCCCCCCCUUGCCCCUCUCCCCACCAUCACAAACAAACCUCCUCCAUGUCUCGCGCCACCAACCCCAUCCCUGAACCUGGACCACAUUGAGGAAGCAAAAAGGAAGGUCACUCAGCAAGCAAACAUCCACACCAUAAAGGAGCUGACGGAGAAAUGUAAGAUGAUUGCCAAUAGUAAAGAGGAGAUGGCCGUAGCUAAACCUCAUGUCUCCGAUGACGAAUACUAAUUUCUUCAAGGACCUGCACAGGAAAAUCUUAACAACAAAAUAUGAUUUUUUUUCCCCCAGGACAAUAUGCCCACUGUAGUUCUCAUUCAAAGUCACGUGCCGUGACGGAGCCUCGGGCAAAAGACGAGCAUCCGAGUUGCUUACAACUUUUCCCCACGUUGUUUCCACUUGCGCGGCUGGGUCAUGUGAUACCACUCAAGAAACUGGACACAAUAACUUCUCGUGUGCAUGAUUGUAAAGCUAUCAUGUGAGUGUGUGUAUAUAGGGAUUUUCACCAACAUCCCCUCAGUGUUGCUGCUUGCUUGCUCAAGCAGUCACUGUUGUAAAGACUGAAACCAAACUUACCUAGUGGCGCCUUUUUUGUCGUUUUUGUAAAAGCUUAGUUCGUCUAAAUUGGUUUUACUUAAGCUUUCUUAAAGAACCGUGUAUAGUGGACACUGCUUCCUUGUUCUGCUGUAUUCUUUAGUUUUUGUGUUUGCUUUUUUUUUUUAAACUUUAUUUCAGUUGAUUUUCAUGUGUGAUUUGUUGACACCAGUUUGGGUAUUGUUCAGUUGCAAAAAUUGCGGGAUAACCGAGAGAAGCGGAUCGCACGGCGUGACAUCUCCCUGUCAAAAAACACAUCAAAAUUCAAUUAGUUCUGCCCUGUUUGUGAUUUAUAUUUCUUUUAAAGUGGCAGCUAAAUUUAACUCGGAGAUGCACGCACAGAGGAAAUAAUUCAUCGUUUUACAAACUGCAGGACUAAUUCGAAGUGAUUUGCAUUUGAAAAGCUUGAAACACCGCCAGCUUUGAUUUCAACAGUGGAUCAGACAAUCACUUCCUUUUAUUUUUUGGCGACCUAUUAAUGUCGCCCAUAACCAUCAAACUUUUAUCCAUGUCAAUUUAUUGCAGUUUAAAAUGUGUAAGAUGCAAUCCUCUCAUGACCAAGGCUGUCUUAACUGUUGAAGAUAAUGCAGAGAUUUUUUUUUCCCUUCCUAUUGUCUGCUUCUCGCUUCUCUAUCAACACAUGAAUCUCCUUUUUGCUAGUUUAAAGACAGGAGGGGGGAAAAAAGAGGAACAUGCAUUUUAGGAUUUUUUUGUGUGUGUGGGGGGGUGUCAUUUGAAAUAAAACAUUGCUUGCUCUGUAUAUAAAUGUGAUAAUGAUUAUUAAAAAGCUCAUUGAUCUGUACA